UUCACCUUGAACUGAUACCUGUUUUUUGUAUGGUUUUUAUUUCUGUGUGAAAAUAUUUUUUUUCCUUUGGUAGUUCUUCCGUGUUCGAAAACAAUUCAAUUUCCCUUCAGAUUUUGUUCAAACAUUCUAUGCAAAUACCAAAUAAAUCAUAUUUAAACCAUAACACCAAUAUCAGCAGCAGCAAUAUGGGUGAAAUGCCAACACCAGCUCUUGUUUUGCCCGUAAUAUUGAGACCUAUAUUGGCACAGUUGGAACGGCGUGAUGUGGGAGCUGCCCAGUCACUACGCUCAUCAAUUCUAAAAACAGAACAAAAUAAUCCAGGAUUUUGUUAUGAUUUUAUUAUGGCCAUUGUCCGAAGGGCAGAACUGAAUGUAAAUCUGAAUGAAUGUGUACUGAGAUUACAGGGAAAUCUACCAGAAACCGAUUUAAAUGAAUAUCGUUUAACACGCACUGAAGAACCAUUCCAGGAAUUAAAUCGCAAAUCAGUGGCACUUAAAGUGAUCUUAAGCCGUAUCCCAGAUGAAAUCCAAGACAGAAAAACAUUUUUGGAAACUAUAAAAGAAAUUGCCAGCGCCAUCAAAAAACUACUGGAUGUUGUCAAUGAAAUUGGAAAUUUUAUACCCGGUGUGACUGGCAAACAAGCUGUCGAACAGCGUAAAAAGGAAUUUGUGAAAUAUUCGAAAAAGUUCAGUACAACACUAAAAGAAUAUUUCAAAGAAGGACAGCCCAAUGCAGUAUUCAUAAGUGCCCUGUAUUUAAUACGACAAACAAAUCAAAUAAUGCUAACGGUUAAAAGUAAAUGCGAGUAGAACAAUUUUGUGCUAAAACUAGUGGCAUUUUUUAUAUAAUUAUUAAUUUUUUUAUUAUUACAAAUUAACUAUUUUAUUAUUGAAACAAGAAGUAUAAUUGUAUUAUGAGAUCGAACUUAUUUUCCAAACUAACACACACACACACACCAACAUACUUUUCCUAAAACCAAAAACGAAAAAUUAAAAAAAAAAAACAAAAACAAUAGAAGACAGAAUGGACUUAGUUUAAAUUGAAAUUUAAUUUUGAGAAGCAGCUGCGGCGGCAAAAUAAAAUACAUGUUUUCAAAAUCAGUGAAUUGUUAAUUUCUGUCAAAGGCAAAACGAGAAGAACAUAAAUACACAUAUAGAAAAAAAAAAUGUUAGUUUUGCAGUAAGCCAACAAACAAAUAAAAAACAAACAAAAUAUUUAUUAUUUAUAUAACAAACAGUUUACGAAACGUCUUUAAAUCCUUGUGUUUACUCAAAUUGUUUAUUAUGUAGUUUUAGGCAUAUUUUUGAAACAUAAACCGUGAACAUUUUUAAAAUAGCAAUAAUAAAAAUAAAAAAAAAAACAAAAUAUCCAAAUCACAAACAACAUCUUAUACAAAUGUAAAUAUGAAUUAUUUCGUUUUUCCCAAUAUUAUUUGUUGUUGUUUGAAACUUUUUUCUUCAUCCUUUUUGUUAAAAAAGAAUACAAUUCCAAUUCAAAAUUAAUUAGACUUUCCCCUGUUUAAAUCUAAGCCAUCAUUGGUUAAGACAAAAAAAAAAAUGAAACCAUAAGAAUGAAUACAAAACUGUAUUAAAACUAAAAAAACAAACUAAUUAUUAACUCAAUUAUUCUUAUUAUAUACAUUUACAUGUAGAAAUAUAUAACUGAAAUAUGUAUUUCAUUAUUUUGUUUUAUUUUUUUUAUGUUAAACAAAAACUAAAAGAAAAGUACAUAACAAAAUUGAUAAAGACAAAUAAAUAUCUAUUUAUAAUCAAA
Messenger RNA from Musca domestica (house fly), 1773 nucleotides. RefSeq names its product programmed cell death protein 10. Gene Ontology annotation, biological process: regulation of Golgi organization; positive regulation of MAP kinase activity. NCBI's taxonomy places the organism in Eukaryota, Metazoa, Arthropoda, Insecta, Diptera, Muscidae. Gene Ontology annotation, cellular component: FAR/SIP/STRIPAK complex; Golgi apparatus. Bases 129 to 809 code for a protein of 226 amino acids. The transcript is spliced from 5 exons. Gene Ontology annotation, molecular function: protein kinase binding. The record is from RefSeq and is a predicted model, not a curated record.